AUGAACUUAUCGAGUCCAACAAAUGAUGACCGCAAAAAACUACUUGAUAGUUCUGAUUGUGCACAAAUGGUCCGUUUGUGUUCAGAACUGCAUUUGCAAUGCAGAACAUACCUUGCAAUUAUUCGUGCCAGCAGUCCUUCAGAUGAUGAUUUUUAUGAAAAUGCGCAAUCAGAAACGGAUGUUGUGUACACUUUAAAGAAACUUCAUACAUUACUGGAAUCUGGCUUUUCUGCGCGAAUCAAGUACCUGUACUCCAUCGCUAGCGACUAUGAUUUUGGCUCAUUGCGGGCUAAUGGGAUUCGGAGUUUCUUGAUUAUCACAAUGAGAUGUUGUGCUGUAUUGUUAACAUAUCUUCGACAGAUGAGUUCGUACUCUAUCUCCAAGUGGUCUGGUAUUACCCAUCGAAGUGUUAUAUCCUAUGUCAAUUGCUUGAUAGAGCUCAAUGUGUGUCUUGAAGUUUUGAGUAAUUCACCACGCUUUGCUAAUCCAUUGUGUUUAUUCCCUCGCUCUGAAUUUGUUGAUUUACCAGAGAUUGGACAUUGUGAUACAAAACGUAUUAUAAGAAAUCCAUUAACUGUGAUCCAAACUGCCAAUGCAAAGUUCGAUUCAAAACAAUACUUGGAGGAUUUAUCAGAGUUUUAUCGAUUAGAAACUCUGUCAGAUAAUAUAAAACAGGAAUAUUUCUACGGUCGUUGUUUAGCUUUUUACUUGUGCCCAAGUGCUCAAAGGAUUUUACAAUUUUUGAAUUCUUUAAUGGCUGGAUAUGGGAACAGUUUUUUGACCAGCAAACAGGGUAUAGCAAGCUUAGUGAAUACAGUUUAUCGAUCUGUCACAUCGUAUUUAUCUCCAGAGGAUCGUGGUAAGAUGUUGGCAAAGCUCACACGGAACUCCAGUGUACAAUUCUGUAAAAUGUUUUGGAGUCUGGCAGAACUACGCGUCGUAUCUGAAGGUCCCAAUGUCAUUUUACCGUCUAUGGCUGUGGCUCAUUCUUUCAAAAUUCAAACAAUACCAUUAAAAAUGCUUUCAAAUAAUCAAAAGAAGGAAAUGAACAAGAAUUUGUUGACAUAG
Trichobilharzia regenti is the source of this 1068-nucleotide messenger RNA. Lineage: Eukaryota; Metazoa; Platyhelminthes; Trematoda; Strigeidida; Schistosomatidae. The record is from the annotation of a GenBank genome assembly.